Molecule: messenger RNA, 1401 nt
Organism: Trypanosoma grayi
Lineage: Eukaryota; Euglenozoa; Kinetoplastea; Trypanosomatida; Trypanosomatidae
Exons: 1
Coding region: 1-1401 (466 amino acids)
Source: RefSeq, a predicted model, not a curated record
AUGCAUUGCAGAGGGAUUCUUCAUGAAAUAUGUUCCUUCCUCAGAAAGACUGAUUUGGUGCAGCUGCGACAAGUGUCACCUCUGUUUUGUGCCGUGGCAUCGACAUUUCUUCCUGAGCUGGAGUACCAGUGGUUGGUUUCCCCGGUUAUAUGUCAACUGGGCGUGGAACUUGCACCUCCAUGUGCGGUUUUGGCCAUGACGUUCUUGGAGCAGCAGCGAAAAUUGCUAGUUUGUACAGCGAGUGUGGAUCAUGGUGGUGUGGUGGAGUGUGGUUUCUAUACGCAUGAGGCGACCGCCCCUAAUGAAAGCACAAGACGUUAUGUGGAACUGCCCAGUAUUUACGGGAGCAGAGAUUCGCAGGUGCGGUUCGAAGGCCAGCGCUUUUUGCUCUGUAGAGCGGUGGAUGGGGCGCUGUUUGUUUUUGACUGCGCAUUGGAGGUCCAAGUUCGAAUUCCCCACGGAUGUGAAGAUUUUUUUGCAUCGAGGGAUGGCUCUCGCCUUAUAGUUCUACACGAGGGAUACCUGCAUUAUUUGGAACACUGUAGCAGCAUGUUACCCUGCUACUCCUCCUCUUAUCGGGCCUCUCAUAGGGGGUCUUUAUUAGUUCCCUUUGUUGAGCUAAGGCUGCAAAGGAGCCUGCUUUCAAUUCCAUUGGAAAUGAACAGCCUCGCGUGGAAUGCAGUGAGUAUUGGUAGAAACUCUGCUUUAUGUUUGCGUGAUAACACCGCGAUCGCCUUCACCGAGGAAUAUGAUGGCAGUAAAAGAAUUGUAUCAACGUGGUCCUUCGAGAGAGUGUCCUUUGGGUCCUGGGGUGAUGACGGCAUGUGCUGCACAUAUACGACGGCGUUAGGUGUCGAUGAAUAUGUCGUUGCCACCGUUGCUGGUGAAGCCCUUCAUUUCGUGCGGCCUUUCUCAAAGAGUGUGCUGGCGCGUAAGCUGGAGAUCUCUUCGCUUCGUCCCGCGCUUGUGCAGCGAUUCGAUGUACUGCAGCCGGGGUCUUCCUUUGCACUCGUCUUGCUUCGUCAACAAAUACAGGAAGUUUUCUUAUUCACAACGGACAUGAGUUUGGUGCGCUGCAUUAGGGUCGGUAAACCCUCUGCGAUGGCCAUACUGCCUUCGGAAGGUGUGAUGAUAGCUGCUCCACUGCCACACGCAACUCUCUCGGGUCACCCGCUCUUGGAAGCGGUCGAGAGUGGUGUGGGGACGGCCUUCUUUUUCGUGGGCGAUGGGGAGUCUCUCAGUGAGGCACCUCAAGGAAAAAAUGACGUCAGUGGUGUAGAGGUACUCUCAUGGAUAUCAUUCGGAUUAGUGAGUGCCUCUCUCAUGUGGACUGCGUCUGCUCUUGUGUAUAAUGGAUGGUGGCUUCAUCUUCAGCUCCUUUUCUGUGGGAAAAUGGCGUGA